AACCAUACAUAUCUCCAUGCAUAGGCGCAUCGCCAGUCGGUCGCGCUGGCACGUUCUGCGUAGGCGCGUCGCCAGCCCGGAGUCGUCACAUGCAAACACCUGGGAAUUUGGAAACUAGCUACUGCUACCCAAUGGCACCGGCAAGACCGCAGUAGCUCUACAUAAAGCAGAAACACGGAUGGAGCCUGCAGCACACAAAGUCAGAAAUGGAGCUAGAGCUGUGGUUGCUCUGGGCAUUGCUUGCCGUCUCGCUCCUCUACUACCUGACCAACACCACCCUACGCCUUUCAGGUACCGGACGGCUGCCGCCAGGACCCAGGCCACUCCCUAUCCUUGGCAACCUCCUCGAUCUGCGCGGCGAUCUCCACCACACGCUCACGCGCCUCGCGCGUGUCCAUGGCCCCAUCAUGCGCCUCAAGCUGGGGCUCACCACGGCCGUGGUCGUCUCCUCGCGCGACGCGGCGAGGGAGGCGUUCACGAGGCACGACCGGCGCCUCGCCGCGCGCGCCGUCCCAGACGCCACCCGCGCGCUCAGGUUCUGCGAGCGGUCCAUUAUAUGGCUGCCAAGCUCCGACCCGCUGUGGAAGACCCUGCGCGGCAUCAUCGCCACGCACAUCUUCUCGCCGCGCAGCCUCGCCGUGGUGCGCGGCAUCCGCGAGCGUAAGGUGCGCGACUUGGUGGAUUACUUCCGUGGGCGCGCCGGGCAGGAGGUGGACGUCAGGCACGCCGUGUUCAGCGGCGUGCUCAACCUCGUGUCGAACGCAUUCUGCUCCGUCGACGUGGUUGACGUGGGCGCCGAGUCGGCGAAGGGGCUACGGGAGAUCGUGGAGUAUCUCAUCGAAUUGAUUUCAAAGCCGAACGUCUCCGACCUUUUUCCUUUCCUCCGGCUGCUCGACUUACAAGGAUGGCGUCGCUGGACGGCAGGGCAUUUGGGGAAAAUCUUCCGGAUCUUGGAUGACAUAAUUGACCACCGGUUGGCCGAGACCUCCUCAUCCAAGGACAAGCAGAGUGACUUCCUCGACGUGCUCCUCGAGCUCAUGUCCACGGGCAAGAUCGGUCGCGACAACCUGACAACCAUUCUGUUCGACGUUUUCACCGCCGGGAGCGACACCAUUGCGAUCACGGUGGAAUGGGCGAUGGGCGAGCUGCUCCGCAACCCGAGGAUAAUGGCCAAGGUGCGCGCUGAGAUCGGAGACACUCUUGGCGGGAAGGAAAUUAUCGAGGAGCCGGAUGCCGCGAGCCUGCCGUACCUCCAGGCCGUGGUGAAGGAGGCGAUGCGGCUGCACCCGGUGGGGCCAAUUAUGUUACCACACAAGGCCGUUGACGAUGGCAUCGAGAUCGGCGGCUAUGCGGUGCCCAAGGGUUGCACGGUGAUCUUCAACGCGUGGGCGAUAAUGCGUGACCCGGUAACGUGGGAGAGGCCGGACGAGUUCGUGCCGGAGCGGUUCUUGGACAGGGCGGCUGAGGUGGAUUUCAGAGGGAAGGAGUUCGAGUUCAUUCCGUUCGGGUCCGGGCGGAGGCUGUGCCCCGGCAUUCCAAUGGCAGAGCGCGUCGUGCCGCACAUACUGGCGUCGCUGUUGCACGCCUUCGAGUGGCGCCUGCCGGACGGCGUGCCCGCCGAGCAGCUGGACGUGAGCGAGAAGUUUACCACCGCCAACGUCAUGGCUGUCCCUCUCAAAGCCGUGCCCAUCGUUAUUAUCUAGUUACUCAGGUCUGUGUAGGAUCAACAUGUACCAGAACAGAUGGCCACUUUUAAUAGGGUUGGCAUGGAUGAGGAUGAACCGACGAAUCAAUCGAUCACUUUCUCCGAUACUGUCUCUCUGCUAAAGUAGCCGGUCGGGAGUCUCUGGACGCAGCGUGUUAUUGAGGCGACGCGGGCAAACAUGAGCCACCCAUGUAGGAGUUAGGUUCGAGUGAAAUCCUCCUACCUAUAGGGUGUGUUUGUUAUCCGAAUCGAUCGAGUGGGUACGUAUAAUUUUAAAUAAAAAUAUAUUUAGUUAUUUGUA
This is a messenger RNA of Phragmites australis (common reed), 2006 nucleotides long. RefSeq names its product cytochrome P450 76M5-like. The coding region runs from base 207 to 1703 and encodes 498 amino acids. The transcript has a single exon. Gene Ontology annotation, molecular function: heme binding; iron ion binding; monooxygenase activity. NCBI's taxonomy places the organism in Eukaryota, Viridiplantae, Streptophyta, Magnoliopsida, Poales, Poaceae. The record is from RefSeq and is a predicted model, not a curated record.